UAUAUGCAUGCUGCCAUUAUCAAACUUACAGUACCAUCUAAACCUACAUCACACACAGAAAACACAGACAUAUGGAGUAUGUCACACAAGAGAAAAGGCUCUAUUCAUAAUGAAUACAGUAUGCACAGAGCGUAAAGUUUAGUCACUUGAUUACCAAUGAGAAUGAGGCAAAAUAGAGCACAACAAGGAGAGAUCAUAGAAGUCGAAGGUGGUCGAAUCGUUCGAUCCCUCGGACGAAAAGACCGACACAGCAAAGUCUGCACCUCAAAGGGUCUAAGGGAUCGGCGUGUUCGGCUAGCAGCUGACACCGCAAUCCAGUUUUACGACGUGCAAGAUCGUCUUGGCUAUGAUCGGCCCAGCAAAGCCAUUGAUUGGCUCAUGAAAGAAGCGAAAACUGCUAUUGAUGCACUCAAUAAUGGGCACCAUGAUCAUGACUUGCUUACAACUUUUCUCAAUACCUCUGCGGCAUUUCAUCGAACAUCUGGUGAGCGGAACCAGCAGGUUUCAACUCACAACCAAAUCGGAAGUUUCAACAACUACCCAUUGGAGUUUAUCAGUUCAAGAAACAAACGCCAUGAAAACCCAAUCGAAGAACUUAUUAUCCCAAUGGAUUUCACAUGGAAUCCGAGUUACAAACCGGGAGAUGGCUUUGCAGUUGUUGAUAGGGAACCCCUUCAGUCCAGUUCUCCUGCAACGAUUCAAACAUUCAACAAUGAAUUUGUAGAUGACGAAUCGUUCUUGGGAUUCGAUUUUCAGCAAGAAAAUCAUCUUCAAGAGGAGGAAAAUCGUAAUCUUUUGUCGAAAAACUAUCGAUUUUCUGGAACUUCAAUCUUGCAUUAUGAAGAUCAGCAACAAAGCUAGAUUCCCUGUCAAAUUCCUAAUCAUGGAAAAUGAUGAAGAAGAUGAAGGGAAAUAUCGAGAUUAUCUGAUAUAUAAAAAACGGGUAUGCAUCAUCUGCCGGAGCAUUUCCAUUGUACUGGUUUUAUGGUUAUCAGAGGAAGAUUAUCUAAAUAAAAGAAAACUGGG
This is a messenger RNA of Cynara cardunculus var. scolymus (artichoke), 1026 nucleotides long. RefSeq lists its product as uncharacterized. Gene Ontology annotation, biological process: regulation of secondary shoot formation. Gene Ontology annotation, cellular component: nucleus. The transcript has 2 exons. The record is from RefSeq and is a predicted model, not a curated record. Bases 157 to 861 code for a protein of 234 amino acids. Gene Ontology annotation, molecular function: DNA-binding transcription factor activity; sequence-specific DNA binding. NCBI's taxonomy places the organism in Eukaryota, Viridiplantae, Streptophyta, Magnoliopsida, Asterales, Asteraceae.